UUGGCCGGCCCGUCUCCCAGCGCUCGCCGGCUCCGUUCAAGAUGGCAGCCGCGCGGAGUCCGCGGUGGUCGCGGCAGCUACUGUGGCGAUUGUGGCGGACCUGGGAAUUCGCUCCCAGUUCGGCGUCGAUUGUGGGCCUGCGAGCGAGAACCUAUUCCCGGGGCGACGGCCCGUACUCGCGCACGGCGCUCUACGAGCUGCUCGGCGUCCCCCCCACGGCCACGCAGGCUCAAAUCAAGGCGGCCUACUACCGGCAGAGCUUCCUCUACCACCCGGACCGCAACUCCGGCAGCGCCGAGGCUGCCGAGCGCUUCACGCGCAUCUCCCAGGCCUACCUGGUGCUGGGCAGUACCACGCUCCGUCGCAAAUACGACCGCGGGCUGCUGAGCGACGAGGACCUGCGCGGCCCGGGCGCCCGGCCCUCCAGGACGCCCGCGGCCGACCCCAGCCCGCCCCGGCCCCCGCCGGCCGCCUCUCGGGCCCCCCACGGGGGUCGGGCAGCCCGCGGGGGCGCCGAGCGCACCAUGUUCGACUUCGACGCCUUCUACCAGGCACACUACGGGGAGCAGCUGGAGCGCGAACGGCGCUUGCGGGCCCGGCGGGAGGCCCUUCGCAAACAGCAGGAGGAUCGCGCCACCAAGGGCUUCAAGUGGGACGAGGUCCGGGACACGACCUUCAUUUUCCUCUUCCUCUUAGUCUUCAUCAUCGUCGGCUUUCGGAUCUGAGCGGAGAGAGGCGGGAGGAGCCGCGGCUCCGCGGGGCCCGAGACCUUUGACCUUCCGUAGUCUACCUCGGCUUGGGGUCCCAGGAACUGAACUCCCGCUACCCCCCUCAACCCGCCCAGCUACGUCCCUCCCCGAGGGUCCAAGAAAGAGCCCCCCCCCCAAAGAUGGAGAUUCCCGGAAGUCCGGAGUGCAGGGUUUCCCCGGGUCCCUUCCUGCUUCCCUCGGAUGUUGUCAGCGACUGGACCACUUGCUCUGGCUUUAUUGUGAGGCCCCGAGCAGGAUUUGUCUGCCCCCCACCGAGCCGCGUGGGGGCUUCUCUGUAACCUUGAAACGUGCAAUAUGCCCAAGCACUGGCUGCCAAAAAAAUUCUGGGGUCGUCCGAGAA
Molecule: messenger RNA, 1110 nt
Organism: Lepus europaeus (European hare)
Lineage: Eukaryota; Metazoa; Chordata; Mammalia; Lagomorpha; Leporidae
Gene: DNAJC30
Product: DnaJ heat shock protein family (Hsp40) member C30
Exons: 1
Coding region: 42-725 (227 amino acids)
Source: RefSeq, a predicted model, not a curated record